UAUAUAUAUGUAUAUUUAUUUUAGUGUGUUAAAGUUCUGUAAAUAUUUAGCGUAAACAGAUAAAAUUGAUAAACCAAUAACCGCAGCGUACGUUUAAUUCACAUUGUGCUUGGAUAAUGACAAAAAGUCACCACAUUUAUACCCAUGCGAACACAGCACCUGCCAGUUAACAAAGUUGAAAAAGUUAUAUGGGCCCAAAAAGAAAUGCAAUAUGCAUAAUAGUUAUAAAUGUAAAACAGGAAAUACAGGAUAUCUAACGACAAAUUCAGCAACGUUUGCAAAACACAAAAAUUGCUGAAUAGGCAAACACACAAAAAGAUGCAGACACACGCAGACAACAAAAGCCAUAACAAAGUGCUCGAACCAAAAUAAAUGCAUAUGCAUGAGUGUAUGUAUGUAUGUUUGUAAGUUAUGUGUCAAAAUGUGUUGACUGAAUUCUGAUUGGAUCACUGGAAUACAAUUAAACUGUGUGCAACAAGAACGUUCGCUGAUUACAUUUACAAUCAAGAUCUUUACAAAUUUUUAUCUCAAAUUUCGCGCUCGAAUAUGUCCGACGGCGUCAGCGUGCUGCACAUAAAACAGGAGGUGGACACAUCAUCGGCUGGCGGCGCUAGCAAUUCGUGCUGCAGUCCCAGCUCCAAGGCAACCACAACCGGCCACAACAAUUCCAGCAACAGCAACAGCGGCAUGAAGUCCUCGCCUUCGGUCUCGCCUGAGCGCCAGCUAUGCAGCUCCACCACAUCCCUCUCCUGCGAUCUGCACAAUGUCUCGCUGAGCAAUGACGGUGACAGCAACAAGGGCGGCGCCGGCAGCGGCAACGGCGGUGGUAAUGGCAGCGCCAGUGCCCACAACUCGAGCAGCGCCAGCGCCAGUGCCGGCAGCGGUUCGGUGCGCGACGAAAUGCGUCGCCUGUGCCUGGUGUGCGGCGAUGUGGCAUCGGGCUUCCACUAUGGCGUCGCCAGCUGUGAGGCCUGCAAGGCGUUCUUCAAGCGCACCAUCCAAGGCAACAUCGAAUACACGUGUCCGGCCAACAAUGAGUGCGAGAUAAACAAACGACGCCGCAAGGCGUGCCAGGCCUGCCGCUUCCAGAAGUGCCUGCUCAUGGGCAUGCUUAAGGAGGGCGUGCGCUUGGAUCGCGUGCGCGGCGGCCGGCAAAAAUAUAGACGCAAUCCGGUGUCCAAUUCGUACCAGACCAUGCAGCUGCUUUAUCAGUCCAGCACCACUUCGCUGUGCGACGUUAAAAUACUGGACGUGCUCAACUCCUAUGAGCCGGAUGCGCUCAGCGUGCAGGCAGCGCAGCAGCAGCAGCAGCAACAACAGCAGCAGCCACACACGACCAGCUGCAAUGACGAGGCCUCCUCCUCCUCCGGCAGCGUCAAGCUGGAGAGCAGCAAUGGCACGCCGAAUGGCACUUGCAUUUUCCAGAACAACAACAAUGAUCCGCACGAAAUACUUGGUGUACUUAGCGAUCUCUACGACAAGGAGCUGGUCAGCGUAAUUGGCUGGGCCAAGCAGAUACCCGGCUUUAUAGAGCUGCCAUUGAACGAUCAGAUGAAGCUGCUCCAAGUGUCCUGGGCUGAGAUCCUAACGCUGCAAUUAACCUUUCGCUCGUUGCCCUUCAAUGGCAAACUGUGCUUUGCCACCGACGUCUGGAUGGACGAGCUGCUGGCCAAGGAGUGCGGCUAUACGGAGUUCUACUAUCAUUGUGUCCAGAUAGCACAGCGCAUGGAGCGCAUUUCGCCACGCCGCGAGGAAUACUAUCUGCUGAAGGCACUGCUGCUGUCCAAUUGUGAUAUACUGCUGGACGAUCAGAGCUCGUUGCGUGCCUUCCGCGACACCAUACUCAAUUCGCUCAACGAUGUCGUCUACUUGCUGCGCCACUCGUCCGCGGUGUCCCAUCAGCAGCAGCUGCUGCUGUUGCUGCCCUCGCUGCGGCAGGCGGACGACAUACUGCGACGCUUCUGGCGCGGCGUCGCACGCGACGAGCACAUCAACAUGAAGAAACUGUUUCUCGAGAUGCUCGAACCGCUGGCCAGGUGAAAGUGAGCCACAACCGCAAGCAGGAGCAGCUCCCAACAGCAGCAGCAGCAGUAAAUUGCCAGUCGAUUUAGCUUCUAAGUUCAGGUGCAAAUAUCGGUUUAAGUUGUAGUUACUAACCUAUAGCUUGUAAGCAUUCAAGGUGUAGCUCAUAACUAGUGUAUAUAGCGUGUCUGUGUAUGUGAAUUAUGCGUAGAGUAAAGAGUACAUCGUAUUGAAAA
This is a messenger RNA of Drosophila montana, 2258 nucleotides long. RefSeq names its product estrogen-related receptor (gene ERR). Bases 547 to 2040 code for a protein of 497 amino acids. Gene Ontology annotation, cellular component: nucleus; chromatin. NCBI's taxonomy places the organism in Eukaryota, Metazoa, Arthropoda, Insecta, Diptera, Drosophilidae. The record is from RefSeq and is a predicted model, not a curated record. Gene Ontology annotation, molecular function: nuclear steroid receptor activity; nuclear receptor activity; estrogen response element binding. Gene Ontology annotation, biological process: regulation of transcription by RNA polymerase II. The transcript has 3 exons.